Molecule: messenger RNA, 2361 nt
Organism: Gilbertella persicaria
Lineage: Eukaryota; Fungi; Mucoromycota; Mucoromycetes; Mucorales; Choanephoraceae
Product: alpha subunit of ribonucleoside-diphosphate reductase
Exons: 1
Coding region: 79-2307 (742 amino acids)
Biological process (GO): deoxyribonucleotide biosynthetic process; DNA replication
Cellular component (GO): ribonucleoside-diphosphate reductase complex
Molecular function (GO): ribonucleoside-diphosphate reductase activity, thioredoxin disulfide as acceptor; ATP binding
Source: RefSeq, a predicted model, not a curated record
CCUCCCAAGAUAUCUCAAAAAGUAUGACAAGCAAAACUUGAUACUGUUUUGCUGACCUUGUUCUAGGUUGUCACUACCAUGUAUCCUGGUAUUACUACUGUUCAGCUUGACAACUUGGCUGCCGAGAUCGCUGCCAACAUGACUGAUAUUCACCCCGAUUACGCCAUUCUCGCUGCCCGUAUCUCUAUCUCGAACCUUCAAAAAGAAACACAUGAAAAAUUCUCGCAAGUAAUGCAAGAACUCUACGACAAUAAACAUCCUAAAUCAGGACUACCAAACCCUAUUAUCUCCAAAUCGUUCCUUGACCUUGUCCUGAAACAUGCUGAAAAAAUCGAUGCUGCUAUUGAUUAUCAACGCGAUUUUAACUUGACUUACUUUGGGUUCAAGACAUUGGAACAAAACUACUUGCUCAAGUUAGGCAAUAAGAUUGUUGAACGUCCUCAACAUUUGCUUAUGCGUGUUGCACUUGCUAUCCAUGGUGAAAAUUUAGACUCAGCAUUCACCACCUAUGACUAUACUUCUCGUCUUUUGUUUAGUUUUGCACCUGCUACACUUUUAAAUGCUGGUACAAACAGUGGCCAACUUUCAAGUGCUUUUGAAGUGCAAAUGAAAGAUGAUAGCAUUGAAGGUAUCUAUGAUACUGUCGCCACUUGUGCCCGUGUUGCCAAAUCCUCUGGAUCUGUUGGUAUGAGUUUCCAAAAGAUUCGUGCUUCUGGUUCAUACAUUGCUGGUACUAACGGUACCUCAAACGGUAUUAUCCCUAUGUUGCGUGUGUUCAAUGAUGCUGCUCGCUUCAUUACUCCUGGAGCCAAAAAGGUCAAGGGCACUUAUUCAGUCUACUUGGAACCAUGGCAUCCUGAUAUCUUUGAGUUUAUUGAUUUGUCCAAGCACAAUGGUGAAGAAAACCUUCGUGCUCGCCAUCUCUUACUUGGUCUUUGGAUUCCUGAUAUCUUUAUGAAGCGUGUUGAGGAAAAUGGUGAAUGGUCUUUAAUGUGUCCUAAUGAAUGUCCUGGUUUAGACACUUCCUUUGGCAAAGCUUUUGAAGAACGCUAUCUUGAAUAUGAAAGACUAGGCAAAGUAAGAAAGACAGUGCCUGCUCAAAAGCUCUGGUUCUCCCUUUUAGAUGCCCAGAUGGAAAGCGGUAUGCCUUUUAUGUGCUACAAGGAUGCUGCUAAUGAAAAGAGCAACCAAAAAAACCUUGGUGUGAUUUCUGGCUCUAGUCUUCAUCCUGCCACUAUGCAAUAUGCUGAUUCUGAAGAAAUUGGUUCUGCCAAUGUCGCUUCUGUCUCUCUUCCAAAGUGUGUCAAUCAAGACCAUACCUUUAACUUUGACAUUUUGCAAGAUAUUGUUAAAGUGGCUAUCAAGAACUUGGAUAAGAUGAUUGAUGUGAACAAGUACGCAUUAGAAGAAGCUAAGAAGGGUGGAUUUGCCCAUCGAGGUGUUGCUUUAGGUGUCCAAGGCUUAGCUGAUGUUUUCUUGAGAAUGCAACAUCCCUUUGAUUCUCUUGAAGCACGUCAAUUGAACAAGGAUAUCUUUGAAACUAUUUACUUUGCUGCUCUUCAGGCUUCAAAUGAACUUGCUCAACAGUCUGGACCUUAUCCUUCUUACAAGGAUUCUCCUGCUAGCCAAGGCAUUCUUCAGCAUGAUUUGUGGCAAGUUGAUGAUUCUGAUCGUCUUGAUUGGGCUGGUUUGCGUGCAAGCAUCAAGUCUCAUGGUAUCCGUAACUCUGUCUUACUUGCUAUCAUGCCAACAACCCCCAUUAGCCAGAUCCUUGGCAACAAUGAUAGUAUUGAACCCUCCCAAAGUAUGGUGUUUGUUCACCGCGGCACAACAGGAGAAAUUCAGUCUGUUAACCCUUACUUGCUCAAACAUUUGACCGAACGUGGUUUAUGGGAUCCAAAGAUGAAAGAUAUGCUCAUCCGAGCCAAUGGUUCUAUUCAAAAGAUUCCUUCUAUUCCUGAAGAUCUCAAGAACUUGUUCAAGACUGUCUGGGAAUUGUCUCAACGUGCCAUUAUUGAUAUGGCUGUUGACCGUGCUGCUUUUGUAGAUCAAUCUCAAUCACUCAACUUGUUUUCUGUUGACCCCAACUAUAGUCGAAUGUCUUCUAUGCAUUUCUACUCUUGGAAGAAGGGUUUGAAGACGGGUAUGCAGUUCCUCAAGUCAAAUCCUUCAGAUACUACACGCUUAGUUGUUUCACAAGAGACUAAGGAAACUGUCGAAGAAGAAGUAGAGAAUGUGACUGAUGGUAUGACUGCUAUUGCCUGUUCUCUUGACAACCCUGAUGCUUGUGUAAGCUGUAGUGGUUAAGAACCAAAAAAAAAAAAAAAAAAUCUGUAUAAACAAUGAUCUUUAUUUACAAUA